AAUGAGGAGAGACGCUCACAUCUGCCUGCGCACUCAGCGCAAACACACGCUGCGCAAACACGCGCUGAACCCGGGAUUCUUCGGCCUUUUUUUUCUUGGAUCGUUUCCUUUGAACCUUUGACGGAGUUGCAUCUUAACCUGAGGAAUUUGAAUUUCGCAAAUGAAAAGAAAAGAAAUGCUUUGCUUCCGUGACUCAGGAGAGUGUUUACGGGGUCACAUGCAGUACAUGAUGCGGUCUCUGCAGGACCUGAAGCAGCUGCGGAGGACAUGCCCCGCCCCCCGGUGCCCGCUCGCUCCCAUCGGCAACCGACUCCCAGAGCUGUCGCGUCACGCUGCAGUGGCGCGCGCCUGCCAGCAGCGGGCGCUGCAGCGCGAGCACCGCACGCGCCUGCGCAUGUCCAACGCCAGCACGGUCAGCACCUACGACUCCGCCUGCUGCCUGGCGAGUCACCUGGAGGAAGAGGAGGAGGAGGAUGACGACGACUCGAGUGGACUGGGUCUGAGCCUCAGACUGGACCUGGGUUCUCCCAGCAGUCAGAAGAGUCUGGAGUUCGAUUCGGGCUACUCUGAGGCGUCGUGGCAGGACGAAGGAGUCGUCCUGAGGAGGACGAGGAACGUGCGGGUGUCGUCUUCGGCGUGCCUGCGCACAAACCGAGCGCCGAGUGGUCGCGUCAGACCCAAGUCCACGUCCGACGCCUGUCUGGAAAGGUGGACGUCGUUGGAGGCCGGAGACCCGGAAGACUGGACCAACUCUUUACUGACGAGAGGACGCAACCGCCAGCCUCUGGUUCUGGGAGACAACAGUUUCGCCGACCUCAUUCAGAACUGGAUGGACCUGCCAGAUUGUCCCGAGGCCUCCAACCUGAAGACGAGCUCGAGGAGCAGACCGGGCAAAGGUUUCUUUGUCAACGUGAGGAGGAAACUGGCCGGAUUGUCCAAGAGCGUGGAGGAGCGAGUGAGGAUGAGAUCCACAGACGCCGCUCACGCUGUCCACAGAACUGCAAACGCGUCCAAGCGUCUGUCGUGUCCGGUCGUGGCGUCGCAGCCUAAAGUUCCCUUUUUCCACCAGUCGCACUCGGGCAUCAAUGAGCUGGACACAGACUUUUACCGCUUCGCUGCUCUCUUGAAGUCGGGCAGCCGACAGCCCAUAAUCUGCAAGGACAUCCUGGGCUACGUCUGAUCAGUAGAAGAAGAAUCUUCAGAGUCACUUUAUUUUUUAUACCACGCUUUAAAUCUCACCUUUUUGUACGCUGUGAAUAAACUAUUGGAAA
Solea solea (common sole) is the source of this 1271-nucleotide messenger RNA. RefSeq names its product PAK4-inhibitor inka2-like. The record is from RefSeq and is a predicted model, not a curated record. Gene Ontology annotation, cellular component: nucleus. Gene Ontology annotation, molecular function: protein serine/threonine kinase inhibitor activity; protein kinase binding. The coding region runs from base 161 to 1180 and encodes 339 amino acids. The transcript is spliced from 3 exons. Lineage: Eukaryota; Metazoa; Chordata; Actinopteri; Pleuronectiformes; Soleidae.